This is a messenger RNA of Oreochromis aureus, 585 nucleotides long. Its product is annotated as immunoglobulin kappa light chain-like. The record is from RefSeq and is a predicted model, not a curated record. Bases 1 to 585 code for a protein of 194 amino acids. NCBI's taxonomy places the organism in Eukaryota, Metazoa, Chordata, Actinopteri, Cichliformes, Cichlidae. The transcript has 3 exons.
AUGGUUAGACCAGGACUCGGGAAGCCUUGCAGAAGGCUGCCAACCGCCAGCAUCACUACAUGGACCGGCUUCAAAGACCAGAAUCCCUGGGCAGGAGGCGAUACUCGCCCCACCCUGACAGUCCUGUCCCCCUCCGUUAAGGAACUGGAGCAGGGAAAGGCCACAUUAACAUGUCUGGCCAACAAGGGAUUCCCCUCAGACUGGAGUCUGUCCUGGAAGGUGGAUGGAAGAAGCAGCAGUGACGGGGGGAGAGCAGGAGUCCUGGUGUGCUGCAGAAUGACGGCCUAUGACACCCGCCCCACCCUGACAGUGCUGCCCACCUCCAUUAAGGAGCUGGAGCAGGGGAGGGCCACGCUCACAUGUCUGGCCAACAAGGGCUUCCCCGCCGACUGGAGUCUGUCCUGGAAGGUGGAUGUAAGAAGCAGCAGUGACGGGGAGGAGAGCAGGAGCCCUGAUAUGCUGCAGAGUGACGGCCUGUAUAGUUGGAGCAGCACCCUGAAGCUCUCUACAUACCAGUGGAUGAAGAUGGGCUCUGUAACCUGUGAGGCCACCCGGGCUCCCAGACUCUGGUCUCAAAGAUACUGA